UCCCAUUGGCCCGUCCCCCGCCACGACUUCCGGUCGGGUUCCCUUCCCCCCCCCGAAGAUGGCGGCUCACGCUCGCUUCGUGGCGCGGACGGUGAUGGUUCAGGGCGGCGACGUGGAUGCGGCUUACAGGACCCUGACCCGGAUCCUAACCACAGACGGGAUCAUUGACGAAGCGAAGAGGCGACGCUACUAUGAGAAGCCUUGCCGGAAACGCAUCCGAGAGAAUUAUGAGACCUGCCGACGCAUCUACAACAUGGAGAUGGCCAGGAAGCUGACCUUCCUGAUGAAGAAGAACCGUCAGGACCCUUGGCUGGGCUGUUAGUCGUCCACGCAGUGCCGUGGGAUAACUUAAGAGAGAGAGAGAGACCCUCCCUUUUGGAUAAGUCUUUGACUGGCGGCUAUCUUGAAGAAAGGGGUCACCGAGUGGACUCUGGUUCAGUGACUAUGUCAAUUUGCUGUUAAUUAGGUGCUGCAGCCCAGUGUGGGUGGAGGGACCGGCAUUCUCAAUAAUAAAAAAAACUGAGCCAA
Messenger RNA from Chiloscyllium plagiosum (whitespotted bambooshark), 528 nucleotides. It is a transcript of the gene mrps21, whose product is annotated as mitochondrial ribosomal protein S21. Gene Ontology annotation, biological process: translation. The record is from RefSeq and is a predicted model, not a curated record. Lineage: Eukaryota; Metazoa; Chordata; Chondrichthyes; Orectolobiformes; Hemiscylliidae. Gene Ontology annotation, molecular function: structural constituent of ribosome. Gene Ontology annotation, cellular component: ribosome.